Messenger RNA from Solanum lycopersicum (tomato), 2965 nucleotides. The record is from RefSeq and is a predicted model, not a curated record. NCBI's taxonomy places the organism in Eukaryota, Viridiplantae, Streptophyta, Magnoliopsida, Solanales, Solanaceae.
GAUGGAAUUUGUAUGUGGCAUUGAUUAAUGGUGAAAAGCGGUUGUGGAAAUAUUGGAAUUUGGUAGUUAAAAUGAAGUCUUUAUGUUUGUGUGGCAAGUUGCUGGACUUAAAAAGGCCACUUGCAUGUUAAAUUUCUGCUCAAGUUUUGAUUUUUUGGUACCCCUUUUGAGUAAUAGAGGUGAAGAGCUCAGAAAGUAACCAUUUUUUAUGUUAAUUGAAUGAUGAGUCAGGUUAUUGUUUUUGGUUUUCUUUGUCAAUUUUUGUGUUCUUCGAUGGAGUUUGUGUGUGGCAUUGAUGUAAGGUUAAAAGGGGUUGUGGAAAUUGUGGAAUUUGGUAGUGAAAAUGUAGUCUUUAUUUUUGUGUUGCAAGUAGUUGUACUUUAAAGGGUACUUGCAUGUUAAAUUUAUGCUCAAUUUAUGAUCUUGUGGUUCCCCUUUUGAGUAAUAGAGGUGAAGAGCUCAGAAAGUAAUCAUUUUUGUGUUAAUUGAUUGAUGAGGCAGGUUAUUGUUUUUGGUUUUCUUUGUCAAUUUUUAUGUUGUUUGAUGGAAUUUGUGUAUGGUUAAAAGGGGUUGUGGGAAUUGUGGUUUGGUAGUAAAGAUGUAGUCUUUAUUUUUGUGUUGCAAGUUGCUGGACUUAAAGGGUACUUGCAUGUUGAAUUUCCUCUCAGUUUAUGAUAUUUUGGUACCUCUUUUGAGUGAUAGAGGUGAAGUAUUAAGAAAGAAACCAUCUUUUUAAUAAUUGAAUGAGAGAGAGAGAGAGUUUCACACUCUACAUUCUCAUUACAGUUGAAUGAUGAAUCAGGCUAGUGUUUUUGAUAAUCAUUGUCAAUUUUUAUCUUCUUUCUUGUACUGUGAUUGUGCCUAUGUGGAAUUUUUUGCAAGACACUGAUGUAUGGUUACAAGAAGGGCUUGUGGAAUUUGUGUGUGUUCGACGGAAAAAGCAGAUUUUGUAUGGCAAGUUACUGGACUCGUGCAUGUUAUAAUUGCUGCUCAAUAUUGGGUCUUUUAUAGCCCUUUUCCAAACUUUAGAGUAACAGCAGUGAAGAGAUGAACCAUCUUUUUAUGUAUUGAAUGACACACACUUCCACUCUACAUUCUCACUAUAAUUGUUUCUCUUUACUGAUGAAUCAGAAUUCAGCAUAUAGAAGUGGUUUUGCUUCUCUAGGGGUCUGGUUUGAUGAAUCAGAAACCCGUGAUGAUCAUGCUUCUAUCUCUGGUGUCUUGUGUUUUGAUGAGAAGAGGGUAUUAAAGGGCAUGGAAAGGAAAGGUGCUUUGUACAAUAUAGGUUCCAGUAUUGCAUCUAAAAGAGAAAAUGAAAUUAACCAAGAUGUCCUUGAUCUAAAGCGAAGUCAAUUUGAGGCUGGAAAAAUUCAAGCACAAAAUGAUCUUUCCACUCCAUGUGAAGAUUAUCUGUUAGAUAUUGAAUUUGCUGAAAGCAUCACAAAUCUGGAUUAUGGUUCAAGUAGAGGAUUGCUGGACCCUAUAUUAGAAAGUCAGAUUCCAUUAUCUAGUUGUGAUGGAACUGACACCUGUGGAAUGCCAUACUCUGCGGGAUUAGUUGUGCAAGAAUCUCAAAGUCAGAAUGCUAUGUUUGGCCUUACCAAUUCAGAGUUGCAUGACCUUUCUCGUGACAAGUGUGAAAGUCAGAUGCUAGUUGAGUACAAUGCUGUGAAAUUCCCUACUGCUUUCAAUCCAGGAGAUAUCAGCAAUGUGGAUGAUGUGGCAGGCUUCUUUGCUGAAGCUGCAGCUUCUGAGAAGAUGAAUGACAGCAUGAUUGACCAUUCUGCGCUAACAUCUAACGGAAUUUCUUUUAUGUCUACUGCUACACAAAAUGAGGGGCAAGAUGUAAACUGUGAAAGCUUUGAUAUGCAUGAAUCCUCUGAAAUAAGCCCUCCAGUCACUUCUGAAGCAAUAAACAUCGACACUCCUGUCACUCAAAAGCGUCUGCGUAAGCCUACACGAAGGUAUAUUGAUGAAUCGUCAAACCUUAAUGCUAAGCGUCGCAAGAAAAGAGCAGAGGUUUCUACUAGUGGUGCAGAAUCAAAGAAUAAGCUUCUCAAAGUCAGAUGUCAGAAGAAACCUCGUGCAGAGUCUAUGGAAAUGGUAUUGUUUUCUGAAGAGUCUUCUUACGAAGCUAUUCAAGUGCCUUUUGCCUCUCUCGUGAACGAAGAAUGUGAUGAUUGGGAUGCAUCUGAUGCGAUACAGGUUUUCAAACCUCACAAGGAGGAGCCUCCUCAUAAGGAGGCUACUACAGUUGUGAAUCAUAAAGAUGAUGAUGUUACACCAAAGAAGUUGGUACAAGAUGGUGUGCGGAGGAAACAUCACAGGCUCUGGACUGUUUCAGAGGUUAGAAAGUUGAUUGAUGGAGUUGCCCAAUAUGGAGUUGGAAGAUGGAGUCACAUAAAGAAGCUCUAUUUCUCAUCAUCUGUUCAUAGAACACCUGUGGAUCUCAAGGAUAAAUGGAGGAAUCUUCUUAAAGCAACUUAUCUACAGAAACAAAGCAAAUCAACGGAAAAGGGUAAACAUAACCUGUCUUGGCGACCUUUGCCAAAGUCUGUCCUGCAUCGAGUCAGUGAACUGGCGAACAUGCAUCCAUAUCCAAGAAACCGGAGGUGCAAGAGUUCCCGUUCUCCAUGUGCCUCAUCUUCUCCUGAGCAUUCUAACAGUUCUAACACCCCGUGACGACCCCACCUGUGAUAUUCCUCUCCUAUGCAUAGUUACAGGAGUAACAUCUGGUAAUAACCCGAUUUUUACGUUCAAAUAUUGGCUUUUAGCUCUCUUAUACCAACUCGCUGCAUAGUUCGUGUAUAGAGCAGCUUCAUUUCAAGUGAAAAGAAGGUUCUGUAUAAUUUUUCGUUACCUCUAGAAAUGCAAUCGUCACAUCUGUAAACUUUUUUUUUUGUAUUUCCAAUUGAUACAAGUGCUUAUGUUUCAGCAUUUUGUGUAUAUGAAGUAGUUUGUGACG